Molecule: messenger RNA, 2371 nt
Organism: Rhipicephalus sanguineus (brown dog tick)
Lineage: Eukaryota; Metazoa; Arthropoda; Arachnida; Ixodida; Ixodidae
Exons: 3
Coding region: 100-2259 (719 amino acids)
Source: RefSeq, a predicted model, not a curated record
CAAAGCUGAAAAACAAUGAUUUGUUGUGGUUGUUACUAUACAAGGCUGUACUCAAUAUAAAUAUUUUUCAAUUGCUGCAGGAAUUCGACUGCUGCCAACAUGGAAGAGUUCAAUAAUGACGCCCUGCAUACUUCACUGGCGUGCAUCCAAAGUGCAGUCAGGAGAGAUGGUGUGCCUAUCACAACGCUGAUACAGAUGCUUGCCCAACUUCCGGCAAGCGUCAGAGGGCCGUUUGCGGCAACAAGAGAAACCGUAGAGUUGGUUGUUAGUCGCUUUCCCACAGCUUUUUUCAUAGACUCUUAUGACAAUGUCUAUGUUCGCUCAAAGGACUGUCAGGCAUCUACAGGCGCGUCAAAAAAGUACACGCUGUCUGCCAACAAGAAGAUGAAUACCAUCACACGUUUCCAUGAUGUCAAGGGCUGCAUGACCAAGGUGAUGAGUGGCUAUGGGUUCGCCACGAUGGAACAUCCUGUAAAAUCGCUCGUUUUUGUGCACAAGAUGUUCGUCGAGCAUGGAAGGCCAGAUGACCCAAACAGACUCGGUCUGCUAGUAGGGGAUGUCAUCAUCAUGGAUGUAGAAGAGAAUGGCUCAUGCCCCACAGUCCGUUUCAAUGCGGCGCGUGUGCGACUUCUUGAAGCUGUCCCUCAGCCUGCGCAUAAUUUGCGCCCCACCACGGCAGUGCCUCAUGCAAAUAACAUCCAUUCCGAUGCUGCGCAUGUGAGACAUCUCGAAGGUGGCACUUGGCCUGCACACAGUUCGCCUCCCACCAUGGCAGUGCCUUACACGAAUAAUAAGGAGCAGCUAUUGAACCAGGUUGGCGUAAUCCACUCGCUUGAUCGCGAGGGCGGUGUCAUUAGUUUUGGCAGUGAAGGUACAGAGCAGGCCUUCUUUUCAAAGGCUAGUGUUCCCAAGACCUUGCUGAAAGCGACAAAGAUGAUGCAUGAAGUAUUCAGUGUUGGCGACAAGGUGUGCCUCGACGUGCAGCGAAACCGUAACCCAAGAAGGCAAGGGAAGUGGCAAGCAACCAUGGUGACCACAGUUGAGCACGACUCGCACAGUGUAGUGUUUGAAGAUUACACGACACCUCCAAAAUCGGCAGUGAAGAGCCGCAAUCCUGAGACCUCACGGAAGCCCACAGCAACAUCGUUUGAGGUAUCUGGUGUCCGUGAAGAGUCACGCAUCAGUGCGCAGCAACACUUUCCAAGCAAGCAAGAGAAGUGCCAUGCAGCCGUGGCAAACACAGCCCAACACAAUGGGUCUAGUAAUGUCUAUAGUGUGCCUACCGGGACUACAGCCCCAAUGGAGGAAAAGAAAAAAAAGAAAAUGCAUUGCACCAAUGCCAGGAAAAAAUGCACACGUGGUCGUCUCACCCUUGACCAGUGCGUCAGUGUGGCGUUCUCUAGGCACAGAAAGCUGUCGAGCUACGGAGGCACCCUUCACGCUGAUUCCGAAACGUUGGGGCACGUAAAGUGCCAUUGCAACGGCACCAUUGCAUUGGUACUAAUCGACGUCGUGUACAGUCACGGCAGAAAGGUCGAGCAUUUCGGCGAGUUAUCAGAGAAACCCACUUCCGAGGAGGAUACCAACGUCUUUGUCGACGCGGUUGAAGUCGAGCACGAUUUCUGGCUGGCAACUCUAGUGUGGAGUGGUGAACGCCCCAUGAAACCGCACGUGAAUCGCAGUGAAGACAUAUUUUCUUCCGUUCUUGAAUCUGUGAGCAACGGGGAGCUCGCAAAAGGCGUCGGUCUCGCAACGCUCAAGUACUGCCUCGACGCCUGCCAGAGAUGUCACUCCACUUCUGCAUAUGGCGCUAUCUACACUGGCAGCUUGAAUGAGAGCUCCAUUCAGACCGCGGGACAGCGCAGGACGGUCGGCCAGGUGCAGGAGCCAAGUGACUGCCCACCAACAGCGUAUCCUGCUUCUGACAAAGACGGCAUCGUCCACUCUGACAUUGAAUUUCCGGGCUGGAAACCAAAUGCUGCAAUCCAGCCUGACCGUGGUGGGCUACCUGAAGAAGCAGACAUUACCGCCAUAGACAAGACAAUACACCCCGCUCUUGUCAACAUUGCCGCACCAUGCACUGCAGCCACUUCUGAUAUGAUGGCGUUUCAAGCCUCCAUCUGUGCUGAUUUUGUUGACACCUCGGCUGAGCAGCCAACGGCGUGUUCCAACAUGCGUAAAACCAUGCAAACGGCGGCGUCUUCACUCUGCGAAGACAACACAAAUGAUGUGUGCAGUGGUGGUGAUGCUGAACUGUGAUCUCAACGUGAGUUGUUGCAAUUCCCCUUAGGAUGCCAGAAUCUUGCAGCACAGCCAUUAAAUGUGCCAUGAAAUAGUUCAACUUCAGUCGCAGUUUUGGUCAUCCAAAAUA